CAACCCCAUUGUCAUCUUAAUCCUAACCUUAUAAUUUUUAAAAUAUUUUAUUCUUACUAAAAACAUUAUUAAUGUGUUUUUUAUAAUGUCAAAAAAUUAGACUAUUAAAAAAAAUAUCUGUACUCACUUAAACAAAACCAUGUUUCGUACAUUUUUCAAAACUUUAGAACCUGUAACUAAUAAAUUGGCACGAGCAGUGGGUGGUGCUGGUAGCAGUGGAACCAGUGCAGGGUCAUCUGCAUUUGAGCGAAAUUGUGAGAGCAAAGAAGAACAGUUGUCAGCUGCCCUAAAGCGAACACUGCCUGGCAUCACUUACAUCAGUGUGGAGGACAUAUCUGGAGGAUGUGGUGCAAUGUUUGAGAUUAGUGUUGAAGCCAAAGAGUUUAUAGGAUUAUCAACAGUGAAACAACAUCGCUUGGUGACUGACUCGCUUAAGAGUGAAAUAGCAGAAAUGCACGGCAUCCGUAUCCACACAACCCCAUCGAAGGCAACAUGAAGUGUAGUUUUAAUUUGUUAUUAGCUUUAAAUUUUGUAAAUAAAAAUUAGGCUGAAUAAUUAGUACAUUUUAGAAUUAAAU
Molecule: messenger RNA, 577 nt
Organism: Achroia grisella
Lineage: Eukaryota; Metazoa; Arthropoda; Insecta; Lepidoptera; Pyralidae
Product: bolA-like protein 3
Exons: 3
Coding region: 140-496 (118 amino acids)
Source: RefSeq, a predicted model, not a curated record